AUGCUCGCUCCGUAUGCGUGUGUGCGGGCCAUGGGGCAUCGUCGCUAUUCUCCGCACCCCCCGGUGUUCAUGCUGCUGCUGAUGCUGCUGUGCUGUACGGCCGGGUGUCUCGCCGAAAGUUCCCACCGCUCCAUGCACGGUGAGACAAGUCAGAAGAGUAUACAAACUGCUAUGGUGCGGGAGAUACCCCUCAAGGGGCAGGGAGGAAUGCAGGCAUACACCGCCACUGCGGCCGUCGACUCCGGCGAGUCCAAAGAUGCCAAGAUAUUUGAACCUAUUCGCAUCAAGGCAUACACGAGGGACCUGAACGACCCAUCAAAGUACUGCACAAGGGCAGGGGAUUACUGCGAUACACCCAGUUAUAAUAGGCAAUACUGCUAUCAAGGCAGUCUGCUAACAGUAAGGAAGAAAAAAAUUUUGGAGGAAUGGUCCGUUCCCGCAGCAAUUAAACUCCACAUGGACCGCCUCCAGGUGCAACGAGCUGAAGAGAUUGUUAAAAUGCCAAGAGAAGGUGGAGUAUGCGGCUGGUACCACAUCCCUGAGGAGCACUUUACUAAGGGUUUGGCAGAUGCCGAUUUGCACGUUUACGUCAGCGCCGCAGCGUCAGACAGCUAUUCGUAUGAGAUGACUUGCCUGAGGUUGAAGAAUCACCGUCCCAUUGCUAUUGCCAUCAACUUGGAACCCAGAUCUGUGAUGGCCACUGAUCAUCAUAUACGUACAGUUGCACAUGAGAUUGCACAUGGUCUUGGUUUUGAAUCCGCGACCUUUGCUCGUCUCAACAUGACGACUGUCCUUGAAGAAAAAAAAUAUAUACGCGGCAAGCCUUACGUGUUUCUGAUAGCGACUCCUAAGGCAAAAGAAAUAGCACAACAGUACUACAACUGCAAGGAUGCCCCUGGUUUGGAGCUGGAGGACCAAACUAUGAGUGCUGUAUCGCACUUUGAAAUGCGCAACAUUAACGAUGAAAUGAUGACACCUGUAUCCAGUGUUGGAGGAGCCUACAGCGCACUGACACUUGCAGUUUUUGAUGACAUGCCAUUUUACAAGGCAAACUUCAGCAGGGCAGAGCCAUUGAGGUGGGCCAACAACUCCGGCUGUGAUUUUCUGGAGAAGAAGUGCAUAGAAAAUAAAAAGUCGAAUUUCCCAGAGAUAUUCUGCAACACGAGAUAUAUAAUCAAAGAUUAUUUUCAAUGCACCUAUGAUCGUAUGGCUCUUGGGGUCUGCGGAACAAAAAGGUAUCCUGAGAAGCUUGAGCCGCAGUUCCAGUACCUGUGGAACGCCCACUAUGGCGGCGAUAAAGUUUAUAUGGACUACUGCCCCUAUGUGCAGAAAGUCGCUCAGGGUGGUUGUACCGAUGGCAGCCGGUCAACGAUCGUUGGAAGCUUUAUUGGCCCGGAUGCACGCUGCGUAAAGGGCGAAGACCUAAAGUAUAGGACGAGAUCCAUUGGCGAUGUGUGUGUGAAUACGAAGUGUGAGGAGGGCAAGCUGAGCGUGCAGUUUCUGGGUGAUGAUGAAAAUAAGUGGUACGAGUGCAAGGAGGGGGAGCACGUUAUAUCGAGCAAUGAGACAAACUGGUCUGGAAAGAUUAUUUGCCCCAAGUACGCCGAUGUGUGCACCAAGUACCCCAACAUCACCCAUGAGGACACCUUGCCCGAGGUCACAGACGCUGACCUCAAGCCUGCUCCUGCGAACAUCACGUGGCCCAUCAUUAAACGUGAAGUCCCGACCCCUCAGCCCACCCAAUGGCCGACUCCAAUAGGAGAGGACAGAGGUGACGCAUCUCCUGAAGAAACGGUCCGACCCCAUACUUCUGAAGAAGUUGGCCAGCAUGAUUCCACCCACCACAACAUUCCAACAACAAGUGUAACCGUUGACGAGCACAUGGAGCUCGCUGACUCUCACAGCCAUCCUAGUGCAGCUCUCGACACAAGGGAAACACCGAGUGAGAAUGUACAAGGUAACCAUGUUGAUGCUGAAUCACCACCUCACCCAGUGAGAGCUCGGCGUGAAAUAAAGGACGGGGAUCAAGAAGACAGCGAUACAAAGAAUAACUGGGCUGCCAAUGGUAAAGGUCGAGCAGCACAUGUGCUUAACAACAAUGACGCAAUUACUAUGAACAUUGGUUUUGGUGAUGGCAGUAUCACUACUGCUGGUCAUGCAUCCCAUCUGCUUCUCGUCCUCGCCAGCGCCGUCGCCGUGGUAUUUGCUCUGUGA
Molecule: messenger RNA, 2214 nt
Organism: Trypanosoma theileri
Lineage: Eukaryota; Euglenozoa; Kinetoplastea; Trypanosomatida; Trypanosomatidae
Product: leishmanolysin
Exons: 1
Coding region: 1-2214 (737 amino acids)
Biological process (GO): proteolysis; cell adhesion
Cellular component (GO): membrane; cytoplasm
Molecular function (GO): metalloendopeptidase activity
Source: RefSeq, a predicted model, not a curated record